Molecule: messenger RNA, 3239 nt
Organism: Zalophus californianus (California sea lion)
Lineage: Eukaryota; Metazoa; Chordata; Mammalia; Carnivora; Otariidae
Gene: MASP2
Product: mannan binding lectin serine peptidase 2
Biological process (GO): proteolysis; complement activation, lectin pathway
Cellular component (GO): extracellular region
Molecular function (GO): serine-type endopeptidase activity; calcium ion binding
Source: RefSeq, a predicted model, not a curated record
AAACAGACCAAAGGUGAGACGCCGUGCGGCUCCAGACCGGGCCUGGUCAGCUGGACGGGUGCACAAUGAGGCUGCUGGUCUUCCUGGGCUUGCUGUGGGGCUCAGCAGCCACACUCCCCGGCCCACAGUGGCCUGAGCCCGUGUUUGGGCGCCUGGCAUCGCCUGGCUUCCCCGGGGAGUAUGCCAACAACCGGGAGCAGCGCUGGACCCUGACGGCACCCCCCGGCUACCGCCUGCGCCUCUACUUCACCCACUUCCACCUGGAGCUCUCCUACCUCUGCGAGUACGACUAUGUCAAGCUGAGCUCAGGGAGCAAGGUGCUGGCCACGCUGUGCGGGCAGGAGACCACGGACACGGAGCGCGCCCCCGGCAAUGACACCUUCUACUCGCCGGCCUCCAGCCUGGACGUCACCUUCCGCUCCGACUACUCCAACGAGAAGCCGUUCACGGGCUUUGAGGCCUUCUACGCAGCAGAGGACAUCGAUGAGUGCCAGGUGCCCCCGGGACAGGCACCUCCCUGUGACCACCACUGCCACAACCACCUGGGUGGCUUCUAUUGCUCCUGCCGCAGGGGCUACGUCCUCCACAGGAACAAGCACACCUGCUCAGCCCUGUGUUCAGGUCAGGUCUUCACCGACCGGUCGGGGGUUCUCAGCAGCCCUGAAUACCCGCAGCCAUACCCCAAACUCUCAAGUUGCACCUAUGGCAUCCAGCUGGAGGAGGGGUUCGGCAUCCUGGACUUUGUGGGGUCCUUCGAUGUGGAGACACACUCGGACACCCAGUGCCCCUACGACACCCUCAAGAUUCAAACCAACAAAGAGGAAUAUGGCCCAUUUUGUGGGACAACGUUGCCCCCUAGGAUUGAAACUAAAAGCAAUGCUGUGACCAUCACCUUUGUCACUGAUCAGUCGGGGGACCACACAGGCUGGAAGAUCCACUACACCAGCACAGCUCAUCCCUGCCCUGGUCCGGUGGCGCCACCUAAUGGCCAUAUCGCGCCGGUGCAACCCGAGUACAUCCUGAAGGAUCGCUUCGCCGUCUUUUGCGAGACCGGUUAUGAGCUUCUCCAAGGUGAUUUGCCCCUGAAAUCAUUUGCUGCGGUCUGUCAGAAAGUUGGAUCUUGGGACCAGCCGAUGCCCAAGUGCAGCAUAGUUGACUGUGGCCCUCCUGAUGACCUACCCAGCGGCCAAGUGGAGUACACCACAGGCCCUGAAGUGACCACGUACAAAGCGGUGAUUCAGUACCGCUGUAAUGAGAUCUUCUACACAAUGACACCUGAUGAUGGGAAGCAUGUGUGUGAGGCUGAUGGAUUCUGGACGAGCUCCAAAGGAGAAACAUCACUCCCAGUCUGUGAGCCUGUUUCUGGAAUAUCAACUCGUACCAUAGGAAGUCGUAUAUAUGGAGGGCAGAAGGCAAAGCUUGGUGAUUUCCCCUGGCAAGUCCUGUUAUUAGGCCAAGCUACAGCAGCAGGUGCACUCCUGCAGGACAGCUGGAUCCUAAUAGCUGCUCACGCUGUAUACGUGCAGAAAGCAGCUGCCUCCUCCUUAGACAUCAGAAUGGGUACCCUGAAGAGACUGUCAGCUCAUUACACACAAGCCUGGGCCGAGGCCAUUUUUAUACAUGAAGGUUAUACUCACGAUGCUGGUUUUGAUAACGACAUAGCACUGAUUAAAUUGAAGAACAGAGUUGUAAUCAAUAACAACCCCUGUUUGCCAGGAAAGGAAGCUGAAUCCUUCAUGAGGACAAAUGACAUUGGAACCGCAUCUGGAUGGGGAUUAACCCAGAGGGGUUUUCUUGCCAGAAAUCUAAUGUUUGUUGACAUACUUGUCGACCAUCAGAAAUGUACUGCUGCGUAUGAGAAGCACUCCUAUCCAGGGGGAGGGGUAACGGAGAACAUGUUUUGUGCUGGCUUAGAAGGUGGGGGCAAGGACAGUUGUAAAGGGGAGGGGGGGGCAUUGGUGUUUCUAGGUAAUGAGACACAGAGAUGGUUUGUGGGAGGAAUAGUGUCCUGGGGUUCCAUUAAUUGUGGGGAAGCAAAUCAGUAUGGAGUCUACACCAAAGUUAUUAACUAUAUUCCCUGGAUCAAGAACAUAAUUAACAAUUUUUAAUUUGUAGGUCUUCAGUGAUUCCUUAAUUUUAAAAAUUCCUGUAAAAGGUCUUAGCAGCCAUGUGGCCUGAGAGACACGAACACAGCAGUUGUCGCUCUAACCCCCAAACCACUGCCACACCAUGGGUCAGACUGCCAUUCCGGGCGCUUCUCCUUCGCCAGGUUUUUCGCCUCUUACUCUCUGAUUCAAGGGGACACGGACCAUUAGGUGGGAUCACUUUUGCCAAUCCAAUAGGAACUCGCUGGUUAAAUCUGCAUUUAAUUACUUACAAAAUCCAGUAUAUUUUGUACUGGUUAUCUACAUUUCUACGAAUUGCCUGUUCAUGUUCUCUGACUACGUUUCCACCAUGUCGGGGCUUGUUCUUACUGAUCUCUAACACAGCUUUAUAUAUUAUAGCAAUAUUGGCUCAGGGAUAACACUGAAUCAUGAUUUUUUGUAAAUAAACCAGACCCAUCGAUACUUUGGCUUAGGUAUUGACUGACUCCCAUGUCUAAAAACCAAUACCACAAAUUGGUGAGAUCUAAUUUUUCACUUACCAAAUUGGCAGACAAAAAACAUGGAAUAGCACUAUUUCACAUUGUCAAAGACAACACACAUUUUCUAAAGGCCAAUUUGGCAAUAUAUUUGAAAAGCCUUGAAAGCAUGCAUAGUCUUUGACCUAGUAAUUCCGAUGUUAAGAAUUUAUUUUAGCUGUGAGGAUGUUCCUGGCACUUGGAAAUAGCCUAAAUAAUGUUCACAUACAGAAAAACGCUGAAUCGAAUGUGCCAUUUCCUUAAGAAGAAAUACAUUAGAAUUCAGUGGUGUUAUUAUAGAUAAAUCUAUAGUGUUUUCUUCUUACAACGAACAUGGAAAUACUUGGGCACACUUAACGAACAACGGAUCACAAAUCAUACAAUAGCUGAGUAAAGUAUAGAACUCAUACACAAUUAAGAGCUACUCACCUAGUACUCAACAACAAAUUAUUCUAAUUAUCACAUACAUCUUCUUUUUCCUAAGGACACAAUUUAAGCCGACUCAACCUUAAAAAUCUCAUGUCAUUUUUGUUGGCUGUUCCUCCUUAAAAAGUUUUAAUAGGUUAACAUUUAACAAAGGGUUUCAUUCUAGCCAAAUAAUUAUCACUCAUGUAAAAAU